UCUCUUUCUGCAAGUCUUUGAACACUUACUUUUUGUUUCUUGAUAGUACUUUCUACUGAAGCAUGGCAAUGUCAAUGUGUUCUACUCAGGCCUGGAAUAUCUUACAUCAUUUUCCACUCAAAUCUCCAAACCAUCCAGUUUCGUUACCAUUCUAUAAAACCCACUCUGAUUUCUCACCCUUAUCCACAUUCCCUCACCUCAACAACAACUCAACUCCAACCCAUCUCUCUUUCAAAGCCUCCUCCUCCUCCUCCUCCUCCUCCUCCUCUUUUUCAUUUGGGAGUGCAGAAUACACAGAGGAAACAGCAACCAAAGAGAAAUUUCAGAGAUCGUUGAGUUUACCGGGUUGCUCUACCUCAUUAUCAUUGCUUGGAACUGGAUACAGGGAGAAGGUUUUUGCAAUAAUUGGUGUUAAGGUAUAUGCUGCAGGGCUAUAUGUCAAUCCAUCCAUCUUAAGUACAUUGAGCACUUGGAAAGGACAAUCAGCCAGUGAGAUUCAAGAGAAUUCAGCUUUGUUUAGCUCGAUUUUCCAAGCUCCCUUGGAAAAAUCAUUACAGAUUGUUCUGGUGAGAGAUAUUGAUGGUAAAACUUUCUGGGAUGCCUUGGAUGACGCCAUUUCCCCAAGAAUCAAAACUGCCACUCCAGUUGACGAGUCUGCUCUGUCCACAUUCCGAAGCAUCUUCCAAGGUCGAAGUCUUAAGAAAGGAACUUUGAUAUUUUUGACUUGGCUGAAUCCCUCCAAGAUGCUAGUUUGUGUCUCAUCUGAUGGGAUUCCCUCUAGUGUAGAUGCUACAAUUGAGUCAGAAAAUGUUACUUCUGCACUUUUUGACGUAUUUUUCGGAGAUGCUCCAGUUUCUCCGUCCUUGAAAAACUCAGCAGCCAAUGGCCUUGCAACUAUUCUCAAGUGAAUAAGGUCUCUUGGAGGGCUCUGGUUCAAGGCACAUGAAUGCUAUUCUGAAUACUUUAUUAAUCUCUUCAGUGGGACUGCACUUUAAGCUACUUUCAAGGACAUACGCUUCCCUUUUAUCUUCAACAACUGCCUUCACCUGUUUCAAGUUUCAACAUGAAACAAACAACGAGGUACCGUAUCAAUAUAUGUAAUAUCAGGUGGUUUCAGACUAAUAUUAGAGGAAACUAGUAGUUGAGGCACCUUUUUCCCAGUUAAACAGCCUGUUCUGAAUCCACAUAAAGCUUGAUAGGCAUAUCUCGUUGUGCCAUGGAACUUCAUGUAGUUUAUUGUUCAGAAUUUGUAGCUCUUGAGAUGAGUUCACUGUAUGCAAUAUUGCUUUCAUAGACCA
Molecule: messenger RNA, 1298 nt
Organism: Populus nigra (black poplar)
Lineage: Eukaryota; Viridiplantae; Streptophyta; Magnoliopsida; Malpighiales; Salicaceae
Product: fatty-acid-binding protein 3, chloroplastic
Exons: 6
Coding region: 63-908 (281 amino acids)
Biological process (GO): fatty acid metabolic process
Cellular component (GO): chloroplast stroma
Molecular function (GO): intramolecular lyase activity; fatty acid binding
Source: RefSeq, a predicted model, not a curated record